GCCAAAUCCAACCCUACCAUCUGCAACAAAAAAAACAAUGGCUCCUCUCUCUUUUCUUGGCCCCCCCGAACUCUACAUUGCCCGAGCCACCACGGAGGCGCCCUCGGCCGCUACCCCCUCCAGCGACCCCUUUGUUGAUGCGAUGGUGGCGGACUUCAACAAAUUCGCCUCCUGCCGCCAUCCGGAGCCUCCAAUGGGCCUCACAGAGAAUGGCUCUGCCACCUACCUCUCCUCGGGCAACCCCUGCCUCGACUUCUUCUUUCACGUCGUGCCCGACACCCCACCUGAGUCUCUGACUGAGCGCCUCGCCCUCGCCUGGGGCCACGAUCCCCUCAUUACACUUAAACUGAUAUGCAACCUCCGCGGGGUCCGUGGAACCGGGAAGUCCGACAAGGAAGGCUUCUACACGGCUGCGUUCUGGCUCUUCAAGCACCAUCCGAGAACCCUUGGAUGCAACGUGGGGCCGUUUGCCGAAUUUGGGUACUUCAAGGACCUGCCUGAGAUCCUCUACCGCCUCCUCGAAGGCUCCGAAGUGAGGCGUAUCCAGAAGGAGGCGCACAAUGGAGGGAGGAGGCCGAGGGUCAGUAGUAUGUUCUCGACCCGAGGAAGGCAUUUCCAGAUGAGGCACCGGACCUUUGGUAGAAAAGGAAAGAGCGCGAAAUCGAGGAAGUCGAAAUCUUCCAUCCCAAGGGAAGUUCGGGUUGCUGCCGCGAUGGCCAGGUCGAAGCAAGAAGAAGAGAAGGCAAGAAAAAACCGACUAAAAAAGAAAAUUGCCAUGGCCAAAAAGGUGAUCGAUCGGUAUAGCCGGGACGGGGACUUCCGCUUCCUAUAUGACCGCAUCUCAGAGCACUUCGCCCAGUGCCUAAAGGCAGACAUCGAAUUUUUGAACUCCGGGAAGAUAAACAAGAUUGGGCUUGCCGCAAAGUGGUGCCCCUCCAUCGACUCAUCUUUCGACCGAUCCACCCUCCUCUGUGAGAGCAUUGCAAGGCUAAUUUUCCGCCGGGAGUUGUGUCCGGAGUAUGAAGGCAUCGAGGAGGCCCAUUAUGCGUACAGAGUCCGUGACAGGCUGAGGAAGGAGGUUCUCGUACCACUGCGAAAAGUCCUGGAACUGCCUGAGGUUUAUAUUGGGGCAAAUGACUGGGGCUCGAUCCCGUAUAACCGGGUGGCUUCCGUGGCAAUGAAGCUCUACAAGGACAAGUUCAUGAAGCACGACAAGAAGCGCUUCCAGGAAUAUCUCAUCAACGUGAAGUCAGGCAAAACAACGAUCGCUGCUGGGGCUCUGCUGCCGCAUGAGAUAAUCUCAUCCGUACACGAUAGCUACAGUGAUAGCGAUAGCGAAGGAAACAGUGACAGCGACGGUGGAGCAGUUGCUGAGCUCCAGUGGAAGAGGAUGGUGGAUGACCUGCUAAAGUCUGGGAAGCUCGAGAACUGCGUAGCUGUGUGUGAUGUCUCUGGUAGCAUGUACGGGAUCCCCAUGGAGGUCUCGGUCGCGCUCGGGAUCCUGGUAUCGGAGCUCAGCAAAGAGCCAUGGAAAGGAAAGGUUAUCACGUUCAGCGAAAGCCCUCAGCUCCACUUGAUCGAGGGAGAUGAUCUAGCUGCCAAGUCGCGAUUCGUGAGGCACAUGGAGGAAUGGGGGUACAACACAGACUUCCAGAAGGUAUUCGAUCUGAUACUCAAAGUGGCGAAGAAUGGGAAGCUGAGUUCGGAUCAGAUUGUGAAGCGGAUUUUUGUAUUCAGUGACAUGGAAUUCGAUCAAGCGUCCAGGAAUCCUUGGGAGACCGACUAUCAGGUGAUCAAGGAGAAGUUCAGGAAGGCAGGGUACGAGGAUGUGGUCCCUCAGAUUGUGUUCUGGAACCUGAGGGACUCGACGUCGACCCCCGUGUGCAAGGACCAGGAUGGCGUUGCCCUAGUCAGUGGCUUCUCAAAGAACUUGCUCAAGAUAUUCCUCAACAACGGUGGGCAGAUCUCCCCGGAUUCAGUCCUGCUCGAUGCGAUUUCUGGGGAGGAGUAUCAAAAACUCGUUGUAGUGGACUGAUUAUAGAGUACAUGGAUUUUGAGUUGUACUCUUCAUUAGAAUGGAAUAAUAACCGAAAGCUUUGAUUCAUGCGACAUUAA
This is a messenger RNA of Punica granatum (pomegranate), 2115 nucleotides long. Lineage: Eukaryota; Viridiplantae; Streptophyta; Magnoliopsida; Myrtales; Lythraceae. The record is from RefSeq and is a predicted model, not a curated record.